Molecule: messenger RNA, 801 nt
Organism: Meloidogyne enterolobii
Lineage: Eukaryota; Metazoa; Nematoda; Chromadorea; Rhabditida; Meloidogynidae
Source: the annotation of a GenBank genome assembly
AUGUCUUCAUUGCAAUCUUCUUCUUCAUCUUCCUCUUCGUCUGAGUCUUCCUCAUCAUCGUCAUCAACAACAACAACAACUUCAGAUCUUCCCGUUUACGGACCGCUAACUUUGAAAGAAACGAUAGCUGAGGCGGCGGAAAAUCGACGCCGGGAGCAUCAACGCCAAUUAUUAGAGCUUGAGCGUAUUGCUCGCAGAAAUAGAGUUGUGGAAAGGCGAGCUUUAAUCCGCCAAACCGCUUUAGACCUUUUGAGAGGUCAUACAGUUCAUAUUCCUAAUCCUGAUGAAGAUGAUGAAUGGUGGGAACAACAAAUGGGCCAAGAGCCAAUUGCCUAUGAAUAUGGAGAGGAUGAAUAUAAUUAUGACGAUGAGACUCUCAUCCGUGUUCCUGCCCGACGUGCUCUACCUAUUCAACAACAACAGCAACAACAGCAGCAGCAGCAACAACAACAACAGCAGCAACAACAACAACGACAUUAUGAACCCGAACUUAGUUAUAGCGAUUUGAAAUUAAAGAGGCAAGGCAAACUAACGACAAGAGAAACGUUCAGAUGGACUGAACCCUUGGUGGUUGUGCCCGAGGGGGGUCGUGAUAAAUGCUGUGUUUGCCUCGACGACGCCGUCGCUGAUAGAAUUUGCUAUGCUAUGUGUGGAGAAUUAUCGGUAUGUUCGGACUGUGCAAAUAAACUGUGUAAAACAGCUUUUAAAGAGGGAUUUUAUCCCAAAUGUCCCUAUUGUAGACUUCAAAGUCCGUAUUUUAAGUCAAGGUUAGGAGUCAUUUUUAAGGGUCAAGAAGAUUGA